AUGGCGUCACGCAACAAGAAGCGAUAUCUCCACGAGGGCUGGAUCAGCAAGUGGACCAAUUUCAUCGGGAGCUGGCGCCCGAGGUAUUUCAUGCUAGAGCCAGGAUGCCUCAAGUAUUCGCUCGAGAAGGAUGGACUCGUCAAGGAAUCGUUCAUUUUAUCUCAAUGCACCAUGCGCCUCUGCGCCGAUGAUCCAGUGCGUCUCGAUAUAGACGUCGUGGGCCGCGGGGUGGUUUGCCUGCGCACCGACACACCUGCGGAAAAGCAAAAGUGGUUUGUCGCCUUCAAGAAGGCUCAAAAAAUACUGUUCCAAGCGUACCAGAAAAAGGUACUCACUCCAUCGGGGGUGUACAGCAUCGAAGGGCGGCCGGGAGCGUACGGUAACUCCGACACGGCCGCCGAACAGGAGGGCACCGCCGUUUUAGAGAGCCCGCAGCAUUAUAUCAGCGUCGAGGCGCCGGCGGCAGUCCCCGGCAAAGCGUCCGACGAGCCGUCCGUCGUAUCUCCCGAGGGCGACGACCUGGCGCAGGACAGCGGCCGCAAAUCCGUCGAUGUGUCGGAGCUCUUUAUAAAAACUAGGUUCGGGCAGGAGCCGCAGACGUCGCUGAAUUGUAUGCUCAGCAACACCAGCUGCUUCGACGAGAUCACGACAAAGAUCCUGGCGGAGCUGCGCGAGGUGCUCUCAGGCGACUCCCUCAAGAAGGUGGAGACAUUGGGACUCAUCGCCCGCGAGUACUACGAGAGCACGCAGCAGCUGUAUCUGGAGGAGGUACGCUCGCGCAAGGAGCUCGAGCAGUCGCUGUUCCGCGUUACCAGGCGGAACAUGAAAUUGGAGCAACAGGAGCUCACUCGAUCGGCCGGUGUUGUCGAACGUAAGGGGCACCUUGCGGAGAUGCAUGUGAGCGAAAAGAGCCAUACAGUGGACUCCGAAGACAGCGACAGCUCCGACAGUGCCUACUGUGGUCACGUGGAGGAUGAAUUCUUCGAGUGCGAGGACUUUGCACAACGCACUCACAGUGAAUCGUUUGAAGACGAACUUGUAGCCACCAACGACGUGGUGCCAGCUGAGGAACCACGUCAGGAAUCGCCAAAAGGCGCCAUGAGUGAAGACAACGCCACUGUGGACGCCGCUUCCGCGCCCGCCCCGGCCAGUGGCAAGGUACCGAGGGGCGCGGUCAUCAACCGCCGCACCCGGCUACCGAGGCCGCGCACGGAGCUCAAGGUCAGCAUCUGGUCCAUACUCAAGGACCUCAUCGGAAAGGACCUGGCGCGCAUCAGCAUGCCCAUCUGUCUCAACGAGCCCACCUCGGCGCUGCAGCGCGACUGCGAGGCCUUCGAGUACAGCCACCUGCUCGACACGGCGGCGCAGCAAGCCAAUGUCAUUGAUCGCAUGGCUUACGUGACGCUGUUCAGCAUCACGCCGUACGGGUCCGCGGUCGGACGCGCGUACAAGCCCUUCAACCCGUUGCUCGGGGAGACCUACGAGCUGACCCACCGCGGGUUCAACUUCGUAGCAGAGCAGGUCGGACACCACCCGCCCAUCUGCGCGUUCCACUGCCACAACCAGUACUUCGAGGCGUACGGCAGCACCAACGCCCUGGUGCGGCUCACGGGCAAGUCGGUCGAGGUGAGCAUCAUCGGCCCAUUCCUGGUCAACCUCAUGGUGGGCGGCGCCAAGGAGCAGUACUCGCUGCAGCGGUGCUACGUGGUGAUACACAACAUCAUCAUAGGCAAGAUAUGGAUCGAGACCGUGGGCACUGCGAUUCUGCGCAACAUCACCAGCGGCGAGUUUGCCGUGGUCCAGUACCUGCGCAAGGGCUGGUUCGACAAGGACUUCCACAAGGUGCGCGCGCUGGUCUUCGACCGCUACGCCACGCCGCACUACCACAUCUACGGAAAGUGGAGUGAGGUGGUUUACAUGGAGUCCGUCCGGCCGCGGUCUGUCCGGCGCCAGAAGCCGCUGCUGAAGCCCGACGGGCGGCUGGACUACGACACCUCCUUCUACAAGAACGAGGAAGACGCCUGGGACGCAUUCGUGAACGAAAUCGACUGGGAGAAGAUCGACGUCGUCCCCGGCACCAAGAAGCAGGUCUGGAAACCGCAUCCACGGCCGCCAUGCCACGAGAAUUACUACGGCUUCGGGUACAUGACCAUGGAGCUCAACGAACUAUCCCCGGACUACGACCCCAAUCGCGGCGUCGCAAUUCCGCCCACAGACUCGCGCUUCCGCCCGGACAUGCGGGCGUACGAGGCCGGCGACAUGGACUGGGCGGUGCAGGAGAAGCAGCGCCUGGAGGACCGGCAGCGCGAGGCCGCCAAGAAGCGGAUCGACGGCGAGCGCUCCUACAAGCCGCAGUGGUUCAACAAGAAGCUAGACCCGCACACCCGCGCCGCCAGCUGGGAGUUCACCGGCGAGUACUGGUUCCGGAAGGCGGAAGGCACGGUCGCGGAGGGUGUACCUGAUAUUUUCGCGCGGUGA
Messenger RNA from Babesia bigemina, 2478 nucleotides. Its product is annotated as oxysterol-binding family protein, putative. Gene Ontology annotation, cellular component: membrane; intracellular membrane-bounded organelle; cytosol. The transcript has 3 exons. Lineage: Eukaryota; Apicomplexa; Aconoidasida; Piroplasmida; Babesiidae. Gene Ontology annotation, molecular function: sterol binding. The record is from RefSeq and is a predicted model, not a curated record. Bases 1 to 2478 code for a protein of 825 amino acids.